Phaeoacremonium minimum UCRPA7 is the source of this 1314-nucleotide messenger RNA. RefSeq names its product putative dna-binding protein crea protein. Gene Ontology annotation, molecular function: RNA polymerase II cis-regulatory region sequence-specific DNA binding. Gene Ontology annotation, cellular component: nucleus; cytoplasm. The record is from RefSeq and is a predicted model, not a curated record. The transcript has a single exon. NCBI's taxonomy places the organism in Eukaryota, Fungi, Ascomycota, Sordariomycetes, Togniniales, Togniniaceae. Bases 1 to 1314 code for a protein of 437 amino acids.
AUGCAACGAGCACAGUCGGCAGUGGAUUUUUCAAAUCUACUGAACCACGAAGCCCCUGCGCAAGGCACGAUCACCGUCGCCGUCGCAGCCUCUGAACCGGCUCCGGCCCAAAGCCGGGAUUCGUCAUCCCAGACACAACAGCAGAACGUUGACGGAGACGGAGACGUCGACAUGGCCACCGUCACAGUCCUCCGCCCAAGGGGUCCGCUACCCAGCGACCAGCAGCCCACCGACGCCUCGAACGAGCUGCCGCGCCCUUACAAGUGCCCGCUCUGCGACAAGGCAUUCCACCGUCUCGAGCAUCAGACUCGGCACAUCCGCACUCACACAGGAGAGAAGCCGCAUGCCUGCCAGUUCCCCGGCUGCAGCAAGAAGUUCUCCCGUUCUGACGAGCUGACCCGCCACUCGAGAAUACACAACAACCCCAACUCCAGGCGAGGAAACAAGGGCCAGCAGCCGCAUCCCAUGCUCUCCGGUGCCAUGCAGCCCGGCGACAUGAUGCCGCCGCCGCCGCCCGCGCCAAAGAACAUUCGCUCGGCCCCCACAUCGACUCUCACCUCUCCCAACGUGUCGCCGCCACACUCCUACUCCGCCUAUGCCAUCCCCAACGCAUCAGGUCUGAGCCCUUAUGGCCGCGGCCCCCAGGGCGUCGCUGGCAUGGAUAUCUCGAUGCUCGCAAAGGCUGCGAACCAGGUCGAGAGGGAAACCCUCAUUCCCGCCCCUCACUCGCAUAGGCAUCACCCCUAUUACUCUCACAGCCUCCACUCGUCUCGCGGUCACUUGCCCUCUCUCUCCGCUUACCACAUGUCAAGGAGUAGCUCUCACGACGAGCAUCACGACGACCACUAUCACUCUUACAGGCACGCCAAGCGCUCCAGGCCCAACUCGCCCAACUCCACGGCCCCGUCCUCGCCAACCUUCUCCCACGAUUCUCUGUCGCCUACUCCAGACCACACUCCUCUGGCCACUCCUGCUCAUUCGCCCCGUCUCAGGCCGUCUUACACCGCAACCUACGAGCUUCCGCCUUUCAGGCAGUUGUCUCUGCAGCACACGACGCCUGCUCUCGCUCCCCUGGAGCCCCAACCUGAGACUCCUUUCCCGCCCAGCGCUCCUGCUGCCAGCGGGCCGCGAACUGGCAUGUCUCUUUCUGACAUCAUGAGCCGCCCAGACGGUUCCCAGAGGAAACUGCCUGUUCCUCAGGUCCCCAAAGUCGCUGUCCAGGAUCUUCUCGGCCCCACUGACGGUUUCAACGUUAGUGGCAGGAGCUCUUCCUCUAACAGCAUUGCUGGUGGGGACCUGAUGGACCGGAUGUAA